AUGGCGAUCCCCGUCGUGAUUCUUCUGAUCACCUCUUUCUUCAUGGCCACUGCAACAACAGAUACCUCUACAUACAUCAUCCACAUGGACUUAUCCGCCAAACCAUUGCCAUUUUCCAAUCACCAGAGCUGGUUUUCCACAACUCUUACUUCGGUUAUAACCGGUAGAAAACCAAAGAUUCUCUAUGCUUAUACCGAUUCUAUCCACGGGUUUAGCGCGGUUCUCACAGACUCCGAGCUCCAACGUCUUCAACACAAACCCGGGUAUGUCUCAUUCACCAAAGAUUUACCGGUUAAGCUUCAUACCACUUUCUCUCCACAAUUCAUCGGUCUCGAUUCAAAUUCCGGUACAUGGCCGGUCUCGAAUUAUGGAGUCGGUACGGUAAUCGGUAUAAUCGAUACCGGAAUUUGGCCUGAUAGUCCCAGCUUUCACGACGAUGGGAUUGGUUCGGUUCCGUCUAGAUGGAAAGGGAAAUGUGAAUUCAAUACGUCUUCCUCGUGCAACAAGAAACUAAUCGGUGCUAGGGUUUUCAAUGAGGGUUUGUUCGCCAACAACCCUAAUCUCAGAGGAACCAAGAUUGAUCAUUACUCUUCCCCUUACGAUACAAUCGGACACGGCACUCAUGUUGCGGCCAUUGCGGCUGGAAAUCACGUUAAGAACGCGUCGUACUUCUCUUACGCGCAUGGAACCGCUUCAGGAAUCGCACCGCACGCGCAUAUAGCGAUGUAUAAAGCAGCUUGGGAAGAAGGGAUUUACUCAUCAGACGUAAUCGCAGCGAUUGAUCAAGCGAUUCGUGAUGGAGUCGAUGUGAUAUCACUGUCGCUGGGAUUAAGCAUUGACAACGACGAUGGUGAUGUGGGUCUAGAAGAUGAUCCAAUCGCUGUUGCAGCGUUUGCAGCGAUUCAAAAAGGCGUUUUCGUUGUUGCUUCCGGUGGUAACGACGGGCCGUAUUACUGGAGUUUGAUUAACGGAGCACCGUGGAUGAUGACGGUUGGAGCGGGAACAAUCGGACGACAAUUUCAAGGAAUCUUAACGCUAGGAAACGGAGUUACUUUUAAUUUUCCGUCUCUGUUUCCUGGAGACUUCCCGUCCGUUCUGUUUCCUGUAACGUACCUCGAAUCUUGCAAUGUAGGCAACAAGACUCUUGUGAACAGAAUCAUUAUCUGUAACGAAAAUUUAAACAUAGGAAGCAGACUACAACAAGCCAAAUCUACCGGAGCUUCAGCAGCAGUUCUAAUAACAGAUAGGUUACUUGCAGAACAAGACACUGUCAAAUUCCAGUUUCCAGUAGCAUUCAUCAGCUCAAAACACAGAGAAACUAUACAAAGCUACGCAUCAAGCAACAAAAAUAAUGCAACCGCAAAGCUAGAGUUUCGAAAAACAGUAAUGGGGGAAAAACCAGCACCGGGAGUAGACAGUUACAGCUCCAGAGGUCCGUUCACAAGCUUCCCCCAAAUCCUCAAACCGGACAUUUUAGCUCCGGGGACUCUAAUACUCUCCGCUUGGCCACCGGUUAAGCCAGUCGCGGGAACUCGAACACGACCGUUAUUCAGCGGAUUCAAUCUACUAACCGGGACAUCAAUGGCUGCACCUCAUGUAGCUGGAGUCGCUGUGCUUAUAAAACAAGUCCAUCAAGAUUGGAGUCCAUCGGCUAUUAAAUCUGCAAUUAUGACAACGGCUUUGACUUUAGACAACCCUUUAGCCGUAGGAGCAGGACACAUGAAUACGAACAGAGUCUUGAACCCUGGCUUAAUCUAUGAUGCAACUCCACAAGGUUUUAUAAACUUCCUUUGUCACGAGGCAAAACAGUCCAGAAAAUUGAUAAAUAUUAUCACAAGAUCAAAUAUUUCCGACGCGUGCAGAAACCCAUCUCCAUAUCUCAAUUACCCUUCAAUCAUUGUCUACUUCACGUCGGAUCAAAACGGUUCCAAGAUCUUUCGAAGAACGUUGACAAACGUGGGAGAAGCUAAGAGAAGCUAUAGCGUGAAAGUGAGAGGCUUGAAUGGUCUAAAUGUCGUCGUAGAGCCAAAGAGACUAAUGUUCAGCGAGAAAAACGAGAAGCAAAGCUACACUGUCAGAUUGGAGACUCCAAGAGCGUUGCAAGAGAAUGUGGUUUAUGGAUUGGUGAGUUGGGUUGAUGACGAAGAAACUAAGUCUGAAGUAAGUUGUAUUGUGGUGGCCACGAGCCUUGUCCAAGAGUCUUAA
This is a messenger RNA of Eutrema salsugineum, 2205 nucleotides long. RefSeq names its product subtilisin-like protease SBT1.9. Gene Ontology annotation, molecular function: serine-type endopeptidase activity. The transcript has a single exon. The record is from RefSeq and is a predicted model, not a curated record. Gene Ontology annotation, biological process: proteolysis. The coding region runs from base 1 to 2205 and encodes 734 amino acids. NCBI's taxonomy places the organism in Eukaryota, Viridiplantae, Streptophyta, Magnoliopsida, Brassicales, Brassicaceae.